This is a messenger RNA of Sordaria macrospora k-hell, 519 nucleotides long. RefSeq lists its product as uncharacterized. Lineage: Eukaryota; Fungi; Ascomycota; Sordariomycetes; Sordariales; Sordariaceae. The record is from RefSeq and is a predicted model, not a curated record.
AUGGCUCAAUCUCACCCAGAGCCUCCUUAUGUUGACAUCGCCGAAGCUAUCCACCUCCAAGACAGGAGAGACGCCAAGUCGGAGGACCCGGCUCAAUCGCUCAUCCACCGGUGGCCGGUAAAGGAUGUCAACGACGUAAACUUUGUUCUUCUCCAAGAGCGCGAGCUCAACGCCAGCAGUGAUGGUGGUGGAAGCAACGGUGGUGAUGCCGUCAUCUUGUCAUGUGGCUGCGCCGCUGCCAUUCCCAUUGUACUCGGCGUCUAUAACCACGAUCUCGUUCCUAAGCUGCCGUGGGAUUUGUCGCUCAACGCCCUCGUCUCGGUACUUUCUGCCAUGGCCAAGUCCAGCUUGCUCUACACCAUCUGUGCUGCUCUGGGACAGGAUAAAUGGGAUUGGUCUUAUACUGCUAGGGGCAUUCGCGAGCACCAAAGAUGGCAACAAGAACAAGAAGAACAGCAUCAUCAAGAGCGACAAGGACACGGAGAGAACGAACGACUAGAGACCACGGGCAAGAACUAG